This is a messenger RNA of Homo sapiens (human), 2869 nucleotides long. It is a transcript of the gene SKA3, whose product is annotated as spindle and kinetochore associated complex subunit 3. The transcript has 9 exons. The coding region runs from base 76 to 1314 and encodes 412 amino acids. Gene Ontology annotation, biological process: spindle assembly involved in female meiosis; establishment of meiotic spindle orientation; chromosome segregation. Gene Ontology annotation, cellular component: meiotic spindle; spindle; outer kinetochore. Lineage: Eukaryota; Metazoa; Chordata; Mammalia; Primates; Hominidae. The record is from RefSeq and is marked reviewed.
AAACUAGUGGCGGGAGGCUGUGAGCUGAGCGGUGGGGUCUGCGUACGCCUGGAGUCCUUCCCCGCUGUGCUCAGCAUGGACCCUAUCCGGAGCUUCUGCGGGAAGCUGCGGUCUCUGGCCAGCACGCUGGACUGCGAGACGGCCCGGCUGCAGCGAGCGCUGGACGGAGAGGAAAGCGACUUUGAAGAUUAUCCAAUGAGAAUUUUAUAUGACCUUCAUUCAGAAGUUCAGACUCUAAAGGAUGAUGUUAAUAUUCUUCUUGAUAAAGCAAGAUUGGAAAAUCAAGAAGGCAUUGAUUUCAUAAAGGCAACAAAAGUACUAAUGGAAAAAAAUUCAAUGGAUAUUAUGAAAAUAAGAGAGUAUUUCCAGAAGUAUGGAUAUAGUCCACGUGUCAAGAAAAAUUCAGUACACGAGCAAGAAGCCAUUAACUCUGACCCAGAGUUGUCUAAUUGUGAAAAUUUUCAGAAGACUGAUGUGAAAGAUGAUCUGUCUGAUCCUCCUGUUGCAAGCAGUUGUAUUUCUGAGAAGUCUCCACGUAGUCCACAACUUUCAGAUUUUGGACUUGAGCGGUACAUCGUAUCCCAAGUUCUACCAAACCCUCCACAGGCAGUGAACAACUAUAAGGAAGAGCCCGUAAUUGUAACCCCACCUACCAAACAAUCACUAGUAAAAGUACUAAAAACUCCAAAAUGUGCACUAAAAAUGGAUGAUUUUGAGUGUGUAACUCCUAAAUUAGAACACUUUGGUAUCUCUGAAUAUACUAUGUGUUUAAAUGAAGAUUACACAAUGGGACUUAAAAAUGCGAGGAAUAAUAAAAGUGAGGAGGCCAUAGAUACAGAAUCCAGGCUCAAUGAUAAUGUUUUUGCCACUCCCAGCCCCAUCAUCCAGCAGUUGGAAAAAAGUGAUGCCGAAUAUACCAACUCUCCUUUGGUACCUACAUUCUGUACUCCUGGUUUGAAAAUUCCAUCUACAAAGAACAGCAUAGCUUUGGUAUCCACAAAUUACCCAUUAUCAAAAACAAAUAGUUCAUCAAAUGAUUUGGAAGUUGAAGAUCGUACUUCGUUGGUUUUAAAUUCAGACACAUGCUUUGAGAAUUUAACAGAUCCCUCUUCACCUACGAUUUCUUCUUAUGAGAAUCUGCUCAGAACACCUACACCUCCGGAAGUAACUAAAAUUCCAGAAGAUAUUCUCCAGCUUUUAUCAAAAUACAACUCAAACCUAGCUACUCCAAUAGCAAUUAAAGCAGUGCCACCCAGUAAAAGGUUCCUUAAACAUGGACAGAACAUCCGAGAUGUCAGCAACAAAGAAAACUGAAAUUCCAGUGGAUCUAUCCAACACAGAAACUGAACAAAAUGAGAUGAAAGCCGAGCUGGACCGAUUUUAACAUUCACAUUGCCCUGCCUCUGUCCCCCUUUAAACGUUGACCCAUUUUAAAGACAAACAUGAACAUUAACAUCAUAAUAUGCUUUUUAUGAAGUUUCAAUAAGGUUUAACCUUAGUCUUGUUGACAUGUAGCCCAGUCAUUCACUCUUUAAGGAUUAUUAGUGUUUCAUUGAUACUAAAUUACCCAGCUUAAUCAACAGAAUGGUUUAAGUAGUACCAGGAAGUAGGACAAGUAAUUUCAAAAAUAUAAAGGUGUUUGCUACUCAGAUGAGGCCGCCCCUGACCUUCUGGCCAGAGAGACAUUGCUGCCAGCCAGCUCUGCCUUCCCAUCAUCUCCUUUCAGGACCGUCCCACACCUUUUACUUGCUCAGUGCUGUCUGAAGAUGCAGUUGCUGUUUGCAAACAACAGGAACACCAGUUAAACUAAUUAGGAAAAGAGGGAGAUUUCCAGGCCUGGGUAACUAUAUACUGUGACCAUUGGAGGUAGAGACAGGUCUCAACAGUUGGAACCAGGAACUCUGCUGUCAGGUUGAGAGUUUUGUUUCUCUUCCAGCUUUUCACUGUGUGGGGGUCUUUUCUCUUAUGUCAGCUCUUUCUAUCACAUGGCAGCUGACCUCUCACGCUCCACUCUGCAGCUUGGACACCCAGUAGACCCUGAAUUUCACUCUCUCUAAAAGGUUCUGAGGGCUCAUCCUGGGCCAGGGGCCCUCCUGUGCACUGUUAGCUAUGGCCACGGGAGCCUCCAGAGCUGCCUGGUAGCUUCAGGUUGACCUGCUUAUCAGGCCUACGAUCCUUCUGAUUUAAGUACAGCUGGAAAGUAUUAUCUAAUUAAGUUCAUGAUAGUGCUUUUGGAGAACUUGUCAAAUUACAGCCAAUGAGAAAAUAAGGACCUAGCAUACUGUGGAGAACCAUUAAAAAUUUGAGAAGAAACAACAAGUAUUAUGUCAACUUACUUCAAAGGCGUAGUUUUGGGAAUUUGAUGCAGUAAAGAUUACCCUGUUUUAUGAUUGUUCCUUGAAAGUCAAAUGGGGGACCUGUCCAUUGUGCUCUAUUAAUCUUGUCAGAAAACUGUCACCAAAACAAAACUUGAGUUUGUCCUUGUUCUAGGAGUUACUGGGUAGUUGUAAGUAUUAUUUUUAUUAAAUAUAAUGUAAAAUAAAAUGUUAAGAUACUUAGUUUUGUUUUUCAAAGUAAAGCUGUAGUCAGCCUUAUGUAUGCCAUUGACUCUGAAAUGUAUACCAGCCUUUCACUGUGUACCGUGUGUAUAUAAAUCCACAGAACCGGAUGAGCUGCUUAGGGAGGGAAUAUAUUCAAAGUGUACCAAGGACCAAAUCCUGGAGUUCUCCCAACUUUAGAGGAUGGAAAGGGGCAGAGUAAUCUAGCAAAGGAGACUGAGGCCAGUGAAGUAGGAAGAAAGUAUUUCAAGGAGAGUGAUGAUUCUGUGAAUAUUGCUGAGAAUUCAAAUAAAAAGAGGACUGAGAACUGA